Messenger RNA from Oppiella nova, 1590 nucleotides. The record is from the annotation of a GenBank genome assembly. Lineage: Eukaryota; Metazoa; Arthropoda; Arachnida; Sarcoptiformes; Oppiidae.
AUGUUUUCAGUUGUCGACGCGAUGGGCAAACUGCCGGCCGGUUUCCUCGAGGGCACCGUCACUUCGUUUGGCAACGUCGACGAGUGCACUGACAUACUGGUGCCCGACGACGACUACGACGACGGCUUUCACGGCAAGUACUGCUUACUAUACCUGAGGCCGGAGGUGCCCCGGAAGGUGGCCUUCAUCAAGCACACCGACUAUCUGUUUAAUCUGACGGGCACUCCGGCCGAGGGAACGGUAUUCGAGCACCUGUCCCAAGUGUUCACCGGUAUAUACAGCGUGGGCGCUAUACGACUGGGCGUGUGUGUGCCGUCUAAUUGUCAAAAUGGUGACAUUAAGCCGUUAUUAACGCAAAUCUUCAAACCGUAUAAAAUCGACGCCGACUUAAGCGAGAAAUGUCUGUCAAAACACGACUCCCGGGGCCUCACGGUUCACCAGAAAGUGUCUUUAGCCCUGUUAUCGGUGAUGACACUAUUAGUGGCGAUGGGCUCCCUGUCCGACAUCAUCACCAACGGAUCCAACGGUGGAUUAGUGCGCAAAUCGUUGCACUGUUGGUCACUACUUAGAAAUUAUGAUCAACUCGUGAGCCCAUCCGGCAAACGGAACCGACUCAUGGCCGCCGUCCAUGGGAUCAGGGUAUUGACGAUCAUCUGGACGACCAUCAAUCACACCUACACUUUCGGGGGUUUCUAUAAGAUUCAGUGGACUUACAAGAGUUUGUCGCAGGUGCGAAAAGUACCCGAGUCAUUCAUGUUUCAAUUAGUGUUCAACGCGUGGGCAUUAGUCGAGACUUUUUUCUUUCUCAGAAUGAUACCCUCCGUGUGCGGCAUAAUAGCCGUCAACUUUUUGUGGCCCCUUUUGACUACUGGGCCGAUUCUGAUCGACGACUCCACCGACACUUAUGUCACCAAUAAUUGCCACAAUAAUUGGUGGCAUAACUUGCUGUUAAUCAAUAACUGGUUCAGCCCGGAUGACAUUUGUUUAAUAAAUACAUGGUAUUUAAGUGCCGACUUUCAGAUGUAUGUCGAGUAUCACCUCAAAUAUGGAUAUUUCCCGACAUUUCAACACUUCGGGCCCUAUUGUAUGGGAAUAUUUGUCGGAUACUUUAUACUCAAUACACCGAAUAAUUACCGAUUGCCCCAGACCCAGAGCAUAAUCUCAUGGAUCGUAUGUCCGCUCAUCAGUCUGUCAGUCCUACUAUUUACAUACAACUGGAAUAAUGGGGUCGAGCCGAGUAGGCUUUCCUCGAUAUUAUACUCGAGUCUCUCGCGAACCAUUUGGUGCACCGGCUUGUCGUGGAUUACAUACGUUUGCUGUAUUGGCUCCGGAGGAGUCGUCAAUAGACUACUGUCUCAUCCCGUGUUUGUGCCGCUGAGUCGACUGAGUUUUGGCGUAUAUUUGUCUCAUUUGGUGAUCAUAUUCAUCAUAUUCUUCACGAGAAAGUCGGUCACCGAUUGGACGCACUUUGAUUUCCUUACUAACGGAAUGGUGACCAUUAUAUUAAGCUAUGUGUUGGCACUAGUGUUGUAUUUCUUAUUGGAGGCGCCGUUCGCUAACUUUGAAAAAAUACUCAUAUCAAACAUAUAG